AUGGAUGAUACAAUCAGCCCUGAUUCACCUUCUCUCAAUGACUCCAGUCGCGGCCAGAAGGCUGGGGGUGUAAGCCCCGAUUACGCUCCGCCUCUUUCCCCGUCCUCCUCUUCCAACUGGCUCUGGAGGCCUGGGUCCGUCAGUAUUGACAACGCCCCUCCCACGAACUAUCAACUAUAUUCGUUCCCACAGCACCAUGACCAGCAGCCCCCUGUCCGGUCCCAGUUCGUCCCGUUCCCACCGGCGGCCGCUGUGUCCGCGGUCCCGCCUAAGAUUGCUAUCCCGCGUGCCACCGCUUCGAAAACCUACUCACAACGGCAUCGAUCUGCACGAGCGUGCGAGCCAUGUCGCCAGAGAAAGGUCAAAUGUGAUGGUGGCAAGCCAGCCUGUCGAAAAUGCCGAGAGCAUGAUUUGAGCUGUUUCUAUGUCGAUAUCAAAAGGGUGCGGGAUCAGAAGCAGUUGGGCACAUUGACUCAAAAGGUGGAACGUUAUGAGAAGCUCUUGCGACAGCUCGAGUCUCAGGUAGAGCCGGGAUCUGCAAGACUGAUCGAGAGGAGUUUAUCGGACAUUGAUAAACCUGACUCCGAUGCCGAUGGGUCCGAAUCCGACUCAAUUUCAUCCACGGGGUCACUGGAUGCGCUCGACCUGAUUAAAGAGGAUCUAAACCGUAGCGAAAAAUCAGUCGCGGCCGGGUUCUUUGGCAAGAAUUCGGAGGUUGCCUGGAUGCAAAGACUGGAGGAUGAAGCCGAACAGCGGAGCCAUCAGUCCGAGGCUGAUGCUCCGCCGAUUGGGAUGCAGUCACCCAGGUUGCCAAAGCAGGAUGUUCCGAUUAUGAUGAUGAGCUACCACCUGGAUGACCUGACGAUUUCGUUGCCCGAUUCCAUUGACCCCUACGCCUUGCCCCCCAAGGAGCUCGCAGACCGGUAUUUCAAAGCAUACAUGGAGUCCGUUCAUCCAGCGUUUACUGUGAUUCGUAAGACUACCUUUACAGCGCAGUACGAGCAGUUUUUCAGCCAGCCGUCGACUCCCCCGCCUCGGUGGCUUGCGGUUUUGAAUAUGAUAUUUGCCAUUGGAUGUCGGUAUUGCAAACUAACCGGCACGGUUGAGGACGUUGAAGUUGAAGAUUUGAAAUACUUGAACCGUGCCAGGAAGCUGUGUCUAGACGGAAAUGUCCUGUUCGAACAUGCAGAUCUCCAGCAGAUCCAGGUAGAGUUUCUCGUUGCCCUUUAUCUUGUUACCCUGGGUCAAGUCAACAGAGCAUCAAAGUUCUCCAGCAUGGCGUUCCGUUCGGCCAUCUCGUUGGGAAUCAAUUUACGAUUCGAAGAUGAUCGAACCCAUUAUGCUUCGAAGGAGGCACGGGGUCGUCUUUGGUGGUCAAUAUUCGUAUUGGAACACCUGCUGACAUCGAUAACCGGUCGCGUAUUCGGUGUUGACGAGGGACUCAGUGCGGCACCACUGCCCAUCCCCUUUGAUGAAGGGAGCGGUCACAACCCGGACCUCCUUGAUACCUUCCGUGGCCCAGCACGUAUGAGUCGCCUUCAACUGACUCUACUUCAAACCGACGAAGAGGCCCAGUUAAAUGCAGAUUGGCUCGCGAGAUUCGAGCCCAGCGCGUCGCUAUUCUUCCACUGUUUCGUAGAUCUGUCGGUCAUUACGCAGGCCGUCAUCAGCAAGAUUUACAGCAUCCAGGGGCUUCAUGAUCCAAGCAGCCAAGUCGAGCAGCGAAUCCUACGGUACUCCCGGACGAUAGACACCUGGCUGCACAAAGUUCCGGAGCCAUACCGAUUCACGAUCUCUGAAGAUACCGAUACUUUUUACGUCCCCCACAAUGCAGACUACAUGCGCGAACGAAUCACGCUCGCAAUAUCGUACUACAGCACCCGCAUUACGCUCUGCCGCCCUUGCCUCUCACACAACCAGGCCAAUCCCUCCACGCACCGCCACCCACGCUUCCGCACUGCGAUGGCCCUCGCUUGUCUGCGCGCCGCUCGUUCUUUGCUGUCCAUCCUCCCGGACCGCCCAGAUGCCAUCUGGCUCACCACCGUGACCCCCUGGUGGGCGAUCCUCCACUUCAUCAUGCAGGCCACCACCGCGCUCCUCAUCGGCAUCUUCACCUGGAACCCGCUCAAGGCCUCGCCGGACCCGUCGCGCCCGCCCCUCGACACCUCGGCCAUGCUCUCGGAAACCAAGAAAGCCUUCCGCUGGCUCCAUCACAUGGGACGCACCAGCAAGGAGUCCCGCCGGGCCUUUGUGCUCUGCGAGAGCUUCCUGCGUCGCGUGGCGCCGAGCCUGGGGCUAGAUAUUAGUGAUAUCCCGGAGUCCGGGUCUCUGCCACCGUUGGCGGAAACCAGUCUGGGUGGUGGAACAGGCGAUGUUGUAUUGGAAAUGGUUGGCGAUAGGUAG
This is a messenger RNA of Aspergillus ochraceoroseus IBT 24754, 2403 nucleotides long. RefSeq lists its product as uncharacterized. Gene Ontology annotation, biological process: DNA-templated transcription; regulation of DNA-templated transcription. Bases 1 to 2403 code for a protein of 800 amino acids. NCBI's taxonomy places the organism in Eukaryota, Fungi, Ascomycota, Eurotiomycetes, Eurotiales, Aspergillaceae. The transcript has 3 exons. The record is from RefSeq and is a predicted model, not a curated record. Gene Ontology annotation, molecular function: zinc ion binding; DNA-binding transcription factor activity, RNA polymerase II-specific; DNA binding.